AUGCUUCGAGUAAUUGCUAUUUUAAUGAUGAUAAUAGUUUUAAUAAAUGGAAAUUGUGAAGAUAUGAAUUGUAAAUAUUUUUGUGAAGAGUGUGAAUUGUCUAAUCCACACGCUUGUAUAUUUGGGUAUGUGCCUUGUUAUAAAGAAGGAUGUUGUCCUAAGUUAGAUGAAAUUGCUGCACGUUUAACAACUGUUAAAUCAACUAGAUCAACUCAAAAAGAAGAAAUAUUAUGUUGA
Meloidogyne enterolobii is the source of this 237-nucleotide messenger RNA. The record is from the annotation of a GenBank genome assembly. NCBI's taxonomy places the organism in Eukaryota, Metazoa, Nematoda, Chromadorea, Rhabditida, Meloidogynidae.